CUGCCCACGGCCUGCGAGAGGAGCCCGAGUUUGUGACGGCGCGAGCUGGUGAGGCCGUGGUUCUGCGAUGCGACGUGAUCCACCCGGUGACCGGGCAGCCCCCACCCUAUGUUGUGGAGUGGUUCAAGUUCGGGGUGCCCAUCCCCAUCUUCAUCAAGUUCGGCUACUACCCACCCCACGUGGACCCUGAGUAUGCAGGCCGAGCGAGUCUUCACGACAAAGCUUCGCUGCGGCUGGAGCAGGUUCGCUCUGAGGACCAGGGCUGGUACGAGUGCAAAGUGCUCAUGCUGGACCAGCAGUAUGACACCUUCCACAACGGCAGCUGGGUGCACCUCACCAUCAACGCUCCCCCCACCUUUACAGAAACACCCCCCCAGUACAUUGAGGCCAAGGAGGGGGGCAGUGUCACCAUGACCUGCACAGCUUUUGGGAACCCCAAGCCGAUUGUCACCUGGCUCAAGGAGGGGACACUCCUAGGUGCUAGUGGGAAAUACCAGGUGAGUGAUGGGAGCCUGACUGUGACGUCGGUCAGUCGGGAGGACAGAGGUGCCUACACCUGUCGCGCAUACAGCAUCCAGGGAGAGGCAGUCCACACCACCCACCUGCUUGUGCAAGGGCCUCCCUUCAUAGUGUCCCCUCCUGAGAACAUCACUGUCAACAUAUCCCAGGAUGCUCUGCUUACCUGCCGGGCGGAGGCGUAUCCCGGCAACCUCACUUACACCUGGUACUGGCAGGACGAGAAUGUCUACUUUCAGAAUGACCUGAAGCUGAGAGUGCGGAUCCUGAUCGACGGCACCCUGAUCAUCUUCCGGGUGAAGCCCGAGGAUGCAGGGAAGUACACCUGCGUCCCUAGCAACAGCCUGGGGCGCUCCCCCUCGGCCUCCGCCUACCUGACUGUGCAGUACCCAGCCCGUGUCCUCAACAUGCCCCCCGUGAUCUACGUGCCCGUGGGAAUUCACGGCUACAUCCGCUGCCCCGUGGACGCAGAGCCGCCGGCCACCGUGGUCAAGUGGAACAAGGACGGCCGCCCCCUGCAGGUCGAGAAGAAUCUCGGUUGGACCCUGAUGGAGGACGGCUCCAUCCGCAUUGAGGAGGCCACAGAAGAGGCCCUGGGCACGUACACCUGUGUGCCUUACAACACCUUGGGGACCAUGGGCCAGUCUGCUCCCGCGCGGCUCGUCCUGAAGGACCCCCCGUACUUCACGGUGCUACCAGGCUGGGAGUACAGGCAGGAGGCCGGCCGGGAGCUCCUGAUCCCCUGUGCUGCUGCCGGGGACCCCUUCCCUGUCAUCACCUGGAGAAAGGUAGGGAAGCCCAGCAGAAGCAAGCACAGCGCCCUGCCCAGCGGGAGCCUCCAGUUCCGAGCCCUGAGCAAGGAGGACCACGGCGAGUGGGAGUGCAUCGCCACCAACGUGGUCACCAGCAUCACUGCCAGUACCCACCUGACCGUCAUCGGCACCAGCCCCCACGCCCCAGGCGGAGUCCGGGUCCAGGUCUCCAUGACAACUGCCAACGUGUCCUGGGAGCCCGGCUACGAUGGAGGAUUCGAGCAGACAUUCUCAGUUUGGAUGAAGCGGGCGCAGUUUGGACCCCAUGACUGGCUGUCUCUGCCAGUGCCCCUGGGGCCCAACUGGCUGCUCGUGGACGCCCUGGAGCCCGAGACGGCAUACCAGUUCAGCGUCCUGGCUCAGAACAGGCUGGGGACGAGCGCCUUCAGCGAGGUGGUCACUGUGAACACUUUAGCAUUCCCCAUCACAACCCCAGAACCCCUGGUGCUGGUUACCCCACCGCGGUGCCUCACAGCCAAUCGGACCCAGCAGGGUGUGCUGCUGUCCUGGCUCCCACCUGCCAACCACAGCUUCCCCAUCGACCGCUACGUCAUGGAGUUCCGUGUCGGAGAGCGCUGGGAGAUGCUAGACGAUGCCAUCCCAGGCACCGAUGGAGACUUCUUCGCCAAGGAUCUGUCACAGGACACCUGGUAUGAGUUCCGGGUUUUGGCCGUCAUGCAGGACCUGGUCAGCGAGCCCAGCAACAUCGCCGGCGUCUCCAGCACAGGUACUUGGGGGUGGGGGUCCUUUUACAGCUGUGGGGACACAGCCCAGAGCCCCAGGGAGUCAGGUCCACGCUCCUGCUUCCACGGCGGGUGGGGUUUCGCCAUCUCGAGCUGUGCUGACCUCAGUGUCCAUAAGGAAGCUGCAGAGAGGAAGUUAGCAGAUCUCAUAUUGUUGUCAGAAAGAACUGGUUUAAGUUCUUUUUCUUUCUUUCUUUUUUUAAUAUAUUUUUAUCUCUGGGCCCUGUCGACGCUGGCGUGUGUUUUGGUGUCUCGGCCUCAGCAGGUCUCCCCCUCUCUCCUUCCAGACCCUCCGCUCUCCAUCACCCACUGCAGGAAGAGCCUGGAGUCCCCCCUGUCCUCGGGCAAGGUGAGCCCAGAGAGCAUCCGGACGCUCCGGCCCCCCUCCGAGUCCUCCGAUGACCAGGGUCAGCCUGCAGCCAAGAGAAUGCUGAGCCCCAGCCGGGAGAAGGAGCUGUCCUUGUACAAGAAGACCAAGAGGGCCAUCAGCAGCAAGAAGUACAGCGUGGCCAAGGCGGAGGCCGAGGCCGAGGCCACGACGCCCAUCGAGCUCAUCAGCAGAGGCCCCGACGGCCGCUUUGUCAUGGGGCCCUCCGAGGUGGAGCCCCCGGUGAAGGGCAGGCGCAUCGAGGGCUUUCCCUUUGCGGAGGAGACGGACAUGUACCCCGAGUUCCGCCAGUCUGACGAGGAGAAUGAGGACCCCCUGGUGCCCACCUCGGUGGCUGCCCUGAAGUCCCAGCUGACCCCUCUGUCGUCCAGCCAGGAGUCCUACCUGCCUCCACCAGCAUACAGCCCCCGGUUCCAGCCCCGCGGGCUGGAGGGCCCCGGCGGCCUGGAGGGGCCACCACCGUUCUACAUGCCGGAAGUGGGCAGCCCCCUGAGCUCGGUCAUGUCCUCCCCGCCCCUGCACAUGGAGGGGCCCUUCGGCCACCCCACCAUCCCCGAGGAGAACGGAGAGAACGCGUCCAACAGCACGCUGCCCUUGACUCAGACCCCCACGGGCGGGCGCUCCCCGGAGCCCUGGGGCCGGCCGGACUGCCCCUUCGGGGGCCUGGAAACCCCGUCCAUGAUGUUCCCCCACCAGCUGCACCCCUGUGAUGUGGCCGAGAGUCUGCAGCCCAAGGCCUGCCUCCCCCGAGGACUGCCCCCCACCUUCUGCCUGUCCUCGGGCAAGGUGAGCCCAGAGAGCAUCCGGACGCUCCGGCCCCCCUCCGAGUCCUCCGAUGACCAGGGUCAGCCUGCAGCCAAGAGAAUGCUGAGCCCCAGCCGGGAGAAGGAGCUGUCCUUGUACAAGAAGACCAAGAGGGCCAUCAGCAGCAAGAAGUACAGCGUGGCCAAGGCGGAGGCCGAGGCCGAGGCCACGACGCCCAUCGAGCUCAUCAGCAGAGGCCCCGACGGCCGCUUUGUCAUGGGGCCCUCCGAGGUGGAGCCCCCGGUGAAGGGCAGGCGCAUCGAGGGCUUUCCCUUUGCGGAGGAGACGGACAUGUACCCCGAGUUCCGCCAGUCUGACGAGGAGAAUGAGGACCCCCUGGUGCCCACCUCGGUGGCUGCCCUGAAGUCCCAGCUGACCCCUCUGUCGUCCAGCCAGGAGUCCUACCUGCCUCCACCAGCAUACAGCCCCCGGUUCCAGCCCCGCGGGCUGGAGGGCCCCGGCGCGUCCACGGGCUCCCCGUCCCAGAGCAGCCGCAGCGGGAGCCCCAGCUACCGGCCCGCCGUGGGCUUCACCACUCUGGCCACGGGCUACCCCUCCCCUCCUCUGGGCCCCGCGGGGCCUGCGGACAACUUGGAUGUGUUUGGACAGACGCCUUCCCCUCGAAGGAUGGGGGAGGAGCUGCUCAGACCAGAGCCCCCCCCACCACAGUUACCCACUUCAGGGACACAUCCACCCGCCCCCGGGAACGCCGCUGCACCUGAGAGGCUGGAGGCUCUGAAGUACCAACGGAUAAAGAAGCCCAAAAAGUCAUCCAAGGGCUCUUCGAAGUCAAAGAAACGAUCCGACGGUCCUGCCUCCCAGGCUCAGCAGCUUCCAAACUCUCAGGUCCUGUGGCCCGACGAAGCUGUCUGCCUCCGGAAGAAGAAGAGACACGCUCGGCCGGACCCCUUUGCCCGCCUCUCAGACUUGUGCCAUCGCCAGCUUCCGGAAGACCAGACGGCCAUCCUCAACAGCGUGGACCAUGACGACCCUGGCCAUGCCACUCUGCUGUGACGACACAACUCAAGUGCUCCCGGAGUGAGAGCGCGGGCCGAGGGCCGGGG
Messenger RNA from Myotis brandtii (Brandt's bat), 4327 nucleotides. RefSeq names its product immunoglobulin superfamily, member 9B (gene IGSF9B). The annotation marks the transcript as partial. Lineage: Eukaryota; Metazoa; Chordata; Mammalia; Chiroptera; Vespertilionidae. The transcript is spliced from 21 exons. Gene Ontology annotation, biological process: cell-cell adhesion. The record is from RefSeq and is a predicted model, not a curated record. Gene Ontology annotation, molecular function: protein binding.